Messenger RNA from Hypoxylon trugodes, 2027 nucleotides. RefSeq names its product MFS general substrate transporter. The transcript is spliced from 5 exons. Gene Ontology annotation, molecular function: transmembrane transporter activity. The record is from RefSeq and is a predicted model, not a curated record. The coding region runs from base 143 to 1927 and encodes 594 amino acids. Lineage: Eukaryota; Fungi; Ascomycota; Sordariomycetes; Xylariales; Hypoxylaceae. Gene Ontology annotation, biological process: transmembrane transport.
CUACGCCGUCUUGCGGCACCAAAUUUAUUCCAUCAUGUUUCUAUUUUGUAUCAUAUUUUAGGAAAUUUAUUCCUUGCUGUAUUGCGUGUCUAGCGAGAACUUCGUUGGUGUGGUACUGUUUCGGGCUCACUAAUACGUCGAAAUGUCGCUCUCAGCAGAAGAUACAGUCGCCAAUUCUAUCGACAUUACGAGUCCUUGGGAGGAUCCGGAGUUUUACGAUGUCGAUUUCGCUGACACGCCGUGUAAAACGACACCGUCGAGGGCCAGCACUUAUCGGGAUGAUGAUGGCACCGAAUACCCCUCAGGCCUGAAAUUAUGGCUCAUUAUCUUAUCACUAUGCAUGGCGGUCUUCCUCGUUGCGCUUGACCAGACCAUCAUAGCUCCGGCUCUAGGCGCCAUCACUGGAGAAUAUGGCAGUGUUAAGGAUAUUGGUUGGUACGGGAGCUCAUACCUCCUGACCUCGACAGCCCUUCAGCCACUAUACGGCAAGGUAUAUCGAAUAUUCGACAUUAAAUAUUCGUUUCUGUGCGCUGUCGCGAUCUUCGAGCUUGGUAGUUUGGUCUCGGCCAUGGCGCCGUCUUCUACUGUCUUCAUCAUUGGCAGAGCUGUAGCUGGUAUGGGGAGCGCUGGGCUAUUUUCUGGCUCAAUCGUCAUCCUAUCGUACACUUUACCCCUGAGAAGGCGGCCGAUGAUGUUUGGGAUGUUCGGAUGUAUGUGGGGAAUCGCGUCGGUUGCUGGGCCUGGGCUUGGGGGCGUUUUUACGGAUCACCUAACUUGGAGAUGGUGUUUCUACAUCAAUUUGCCCAUCGGAGGAAUUUCCAUGCUAGUAAUAUUCUUCUAUCUCAACAUCGCGCGAGUCAAUAACCCGGAUAACCAAUCAUUCCUCACCCGGGUCCUGGAACUUGAUUUAAUAGGGGCUGCGGUGCUGAUACCUGCGAUUGUCAUCUUGCUUCUGGCACUUCAGUGGGGUGGCGCCCAAUAUCCUUGGAGCGAUCGACGUGUAAUAGGUUUAUUCGCUGGAUCAGGCGCCAUGUUUUUAAUAUUCGUGGGGAUUGAACAUUAUCAGCAGGAUAAGGGGUUGCUGCCUCCCAGGUUCUUCAAGGAUCGCAAUUUGUUGUGCGCCAUGUUGUUCGCUCUCUUCUUCGGCGCCUCUUUCUUCCCUUUGAUCUACUACCUCUCUCUCUAUUUCCAAGCUAUACAAGGCGAUAGCGCCGUCGAGGCAGGCCUUAAGCUCCUACCUCUUUUAAUAUCCGUUGUCAUCAGCUCGAUCGUCUCAGGCGCGCUUAUUACCGUUACCGGAUAUUAUAACCCGUUCAUUCUCGCCGAGAUUGCCAUGGUAGCCGUGGGUGCUGGACUUAUCACGACCCUCGAUAUUCACACGCCCUUCGCCCGCUGGUUCGGAUAUCAAGUCCUUGACGGGCUAGGUGUAGGCGUGGGGUUCCAGGCCGGUGUGGUAGUAGUACAGAAUGUGGUCUCGAGAGAGUUAGUACCUCAAGCCACAUCUUCAGUACAAUUCUUCCAAUCUUUCGGCGGCGCGCUCUUUAUCGCUGUAGCGCAGACCGUAUUCCAAAACGGAUUCAUACGAGCCAUGAAGCAAUAUGCACCCCACGUCGACGCAUCACUCUUCAUCCAUAGCGGCGCAGGUCAGAUUCGUGAGGUACUAGCCGCAGCGCAUCAGCAGAAAGCACUUAAUGGCGUGUUAGAAGCAUAUAUGCAUGGCCUGCGACAGACAUAUUACUUCUCGGCCGGUGCUGCGGUGAUUGCGUUCCUGGCUGCAUUGGGCCUGCAGUGGAAGAAGAUCGAGAAGGGUGGCGGUGCCGCUGUUAUGAAGAAUUGGUAUGAGAGACCUUGCACGCCGGCUCCAGAGUUUGAUACACUAUUUGAGGGCGCCGGUGAACUACAAGCUGCAAGACUACGGAAGCUAUAAUGAUAUGUAGACUGGGUGGGUGGAUUUAACUGGACAUCUAAGUUGAUAUCUAUGUUAAAGUAUUGUAUAGGACGUGAUAUGCAUGAUUUAGGCGCAUAUA